AUAAUUGAACUACAAAAAGCACUCCAUCGGAGCCUUCACAUUUUCAUUGAAGUACUCGCGAAGUAUAACACGUAUUUAACCCGUUUCGUGUUUUGUUUCGUUUAUUUAUUAAGUGAAAUAACAGAAUAAAGUGGAAAAUAUGGCACCUAUAGAGCUGAUCGGACGGUAGUAAUAUUGCGAAGAUCGUUCAGCAGUAGUUGCGGAGUCCCUUGUUGGCCUAAACGUAAGACCAACUCUAUUGCACCCACAGAAAGUAUGACUCCAGAUGGGACUUUUGACUAUGAUUUGGCGGUCAUUGGUGGUGGGUCUGGAGGCCUGGCAUGCGCCAAGGAGGCCGUGAACCUUGGGGCGAAGGUGGCGGUCCUGGACUUUGUGACCCCAUCGCCGCUGGGAACAAAAUGGGGCCUGGGUGGCACAUGCGUCAACGUUGGGUGUAUACCGAAGAAACUGAUGCACCAGGCUGCAUUACUUGGAGAAAGCAUUCAUGAAGCGGUGUCAUACGGCUGGCAAGUCCCAGAUGUGAACGCCAUCAAAAUUGACUGGAGCGCCCUCACAGAGUCCGUCCAGAACCACAUCAAGUCCGUCAACUGGGUCACUAGGGUAGACUUGCGCGAUAAGAAGAUCGAGUACAUCAAUGGACUUGGAGAGUUCAAGGACCCGCACACGCUAAUAGCAACACUAAAGAACGGCACGAAGAAGGAGCUGACGGCGCGCAACAUCGUGAUCGCGGUGGGCGGGCGGCCGCACUACCCCGACAUGCCCGGCGGCUUGGAGUACUGCAUCAGCUCUGACGACAUCUUCAGCCUGUCGCAUCCGCCCGGAAAGACGCUGGUUAUUGGCGCUGGAUACAUCGGCCUCGAGUGCGCCGGCUUCCUCAACUCGCUCGGCUACUCGGCCACCGUGCUCGUGCGCUCCGUGCCCCUCCGCGGCUUCGACCAGCAGAUGGCCGGCAUGGUGGUCGCCGAGAUGGAGCAGCGAGGAGUUACGUUCCAUCACAGGACCAUCCCUCUGUCGGUGGAGAAGCUCGAGAAUGGGCAGCUGAAGGCGCGCUGGGUCAACACUGAGACUAAACAAGAGGGCGAAGAUGUUUUCGAUACGGUUCUGCUGGCCACUGGUCGCUACGCGCUCACCAAACAGCUCAACCUAGAAGCCGCUGGGAUCACAUCGUUAUCGCAAAACGGCAAGAUCAUAGCCGAGCACGAACAAACCAACGUCCCGCACAUCUACGCGGUGGGCGACGUGCUGGAGGGCCGGCCCGAGCUCACGCCCGUCGCCAUCCACGCCGGCCGCCUGCUGGCGCGCCGGGUGCUCGCCGGCGGCGCGCAGCACAUGGACUACGAGAACGUGGCCACCACGGUCUUCACGCCUUUGGAGUAUGGCUGCGUUGGGCUCAGUGAGGAGGCAGCCUUACAGAGACACGGCGCCGACAACAUCGAGGUGUACCACGCGUUCUACAAGCCCACGGAGUUCUUCAUCCCGCAGCGCAACAUCCGCAACUGCUACCUGAAGGCCGUGGCGCUGCGCGCCGCGCCGCAGCGCAUCCUGGGCCUGCACUUCGUGGGGCCCGUCGCCGGGGAGGUCAUCCAGGGCUUCGCGGCCGCUAUCAAAUGCGGCAUCACAAUGGAGCAGCUGAUGAACACGGUGGGCAUCCACCCCACCGUGGCCGAGGAGUUCACCCGCCUCAACAUCACCAAGCGCUCCGGCAGGGACCCCAACCCCGCCUCCUGCUGCAGCUAGAGCGGGACCGCCGCCUCGCCGACAGGGACGGAUGACACACACACACGACCAAUACCGAUAUACAUCACACUCAACAUUAUAUUCACACUCACUUUAACAACUCCGUGUCGCAAAUGGGUCAAACACACGCACACGAUCGAUGAGAAAUAAAAGUUGUCUCUUCUAUUCCCGAAAGUUAUGUAUUCUGGAGCUUAGUUCCCUGAAGUGACUUAUAUCGUUUGCGAUUGUCCACAAAUUAGCAGUAGUUAACCAAAAUUGUAAUGCUUGUUUUACUACUCGGAAAUAAAAAAGGCAAAUUUGAUACUAAAUCUGUGUAUGGGCCCCAAAUAUCUCAAUGCGACGCGGAAGAGAUAUGAGACGAUCCGUGAUAGCUAUUCAGUUUUAAAUUUGAAGUUCGUUUCAAUGUCAAACGAAAUAGAAUUUCAACAGGAUUCGAUCAUUUCCGUUAACACAUUUAGUGCCAGCGCUAGAAGCGUAGCUGAUAACAGUGAUAACAUGGGAAAACCCGUAUGUAGCGACAGCGCCUACGAACAGACACCCGCCUAGCGCCUUGCUGGCACUGAAUGUGUUAAUCUACGUUCAAAUAAAGAUUGGGAUUUGCUAGCGCAGAAAUUUGGCUUUAGGUUAUAUUUGACUAGCUUACGCUGGAUUCUAACAUCAAAACAAUGUUGUAACAUAAGUAUUGUGAUGGAAUGUUUUGUAUUUGGGUCUAUUUAGCACAGUUUUUUUGUGAAAUUUUAUAUAUAAAAUCUAUACGUCUCACACGAUGAACAAAUAUGUGGCAAGGCGUGGAACCGGUUUUAAAAAUAGCUGUAAAUACCGGUUUAUUUUGUUUUUACUCUGAACUCUCAUAAGAACGCGAACGUUUUAUGAACUUUAUUGUAACCUAAAUAAACCGGUUUAUUUGACGAGCGACGUGACGGCCGGCCGGUCUGGUGGUGAGCCGCGUAAACAAAGACACGCACAUAGGAAGUAACCGGUUUUUAUUGUUCUAAAGCGGUUAAUCUGACAAGAACUUUAUGGAAAUAUCCUAUAAACCGGUUUACAAAUAAACGGUUUUACGAACGAAAUUAAAAGGUUUUGCGCCAAGUAUAUGAUAACGGUUUGGAAAAACCGGUUUCCGGGCCAAGGUCUCAUGUCCAAGAGCUCCGGACUGUGAAAGUGUUAAAAUUAUUAUUUGUUGAACAGGGUUGCCGGUUUGGACUGCGCUACUUAAAAUACUUGCUACUACAAUACCUGUCAUAAAGAAAAGGACUUUACUAUGUAACAUUUCAAUACUUACAUGGGAAAGAUAUCGCGAAUGAUAUUAUUAAUCUUAUCGACGCUCGAAUGAUCGUAUGAUUUACGUCUAAUUACUAAUUAAAAACAUUACGAAUAAAGUCUUCUAAAAGAUUUAGGGUGGAGUUUUGAAUGUUGAGCGCUCAAAACGCUUAGAAUACACCCUGUAGCAAAAUUUAAAUGGAAAGUUUAUUGUAGUUAGAAAACUUGCACAAUUAUAUAUUAUGAAAUGAAUUUAUCAAUUUGUCUAGUGUAACUAAGAAGAUUCUACCUUAAAAAAACUAGGUGGUAUGUAUCUUUCUUAUGUGACUGGCACUUUUCAAAACCUGAGAUGUCUGGACAAUAGUUUGGAUUUAUUCCACUAGUGAGAACAAAUUUUACUAAUAAAUAAUAAUAUCGUUGUCGCAAACUUUAUAUAUUAUGAUUAAAUGUCGAGCCUCACCACUUAUUUUUGUGAAACUUCUGUGGUCUGCAUCAAAUAUGUUUAUACAAUAUAAUAUCUAAAUAUGUUGGUGAAAUUUGACCAAGUCAAAUAAACUAAUAAGUAUAUGGUUUCUUUCGUAAAUUAAUGUAUUUGAUGACGACAUUAACGAGUAUAUCCUAAGCUUUUCUUAUCUAUGGUAAUAGAACAAUAAAACUAGUUAAUUACAGACAAUUGAAUGAUAUUACUCAAACAGUAUUAAUUUAAUACAAUAUCACAAAUUGUUUGUUUACCACGAUGCGAGGCUGCACAUUCCGCAUGAGACGUAUUCAAUCAGUUGAUGUUAUUUUACAUUUAUACCUAUGUGAUUGUACUCUUUUAAUAAAGUGAUAUAUUUUUAUUGA
Molecule: messenger RNA, 3840 nt
Organism: Cydia pomonella (codling moth)
Lineage: Eukaryota; Metazoa; Arthropoda; Insecta; Lepidoptera; Tortricidae
Gene: Trxr1
Product: thioredoxin reductase 1, mitochondrial
Exons: 11
Coding region: 256-1737 (493 amino acids)
Biological process (GO): glutathione metabolic process; cell redox homeostasis; cellular response to oxidative stress
Cellular component (GO): mitochondrion; cytosol
Molecular function (GO): glutathione-disulfide reductase (NADPH) activity; thioredoxin-disulfide reductase (NADPH) activity; flavin adenine dinucleotide binding
Source: RefSeq, a predicted model, not a curated record